This is a messenger RNA of Sesamum indicum (sesame), 1180 nucleotides long. RefSeq names its product pathogenesis-related thaumatin-like protein 3.5. The record is from RefSeq and is a predicted model, not a curated record. Lineage: Eukaryota; Viridiplantae; Streptophyta; Magnoliopsida; Lamiales; Pedaliaceae.
AUGGCUUCUUGGAAGCUUCACAUUAGUUUGAUUGUAUUGUCCAUCUUUGCCAGCACUUGUGGUUCUACAUUCAUCAUUACUAACAAUUGCCCUUACACAAUAUGGCCAGGGACUCUGGCCGGUUCAGGUUCACCUCAGCUUUCAACAACAGGGUUCCAGUUGGAUUCUGGCCAAAGCAUCGCUAUCCCCAAUGUCCCCGGAUGGUCUGGGCGAAUAUGGGCUAGGACCGGUUGCACUUUCGACGCAACAGGUUUGGGCUCAUGCCAAACCGGAGACUGUGGUGGGAGGCUCGAAUGUGGGGGCAACGGCGCCACACCUCCAGCAUCGCUCUUUGAGAUAACCCUUGGAGAUGAGAAAGAUUUCUAUGAUGUCAGCAUCGUCGAUGGCUACAACCUCCCACUGGUUGCCGCUCCACGAGGGGUCAAUACUCCAUGCAAUGCCACCGGCUGUGUCGCCGACAUCAACAUGGGUUGCCCAAAGGAACUGCAGGUGAUUGGGAGUGAUGAAGGCCCAGGGGGAGUCAUUGGGUGCAAGAGCGCAUGCGAAGCAUUCAGGCUAGACCAGUAUUGCUGCAGCGGGGAGUUUGCUAACCCAACGACAUGCAGGCCUUCAUUCUAUUCAUGGAUGUUCAAGAGAGCCUGCCCAAGAGCUUAUAGCUAUGCAUAUGAUGACGGAACCAGCACCUUCACUUGCAAGGCGUCUGAGUAUGCCAUAGUUUUUUGCCCCAACAGUGGGAUGAGGCGAGUAGACGAUCCACCAGUGAGGGAAAGUUCAAAUGAGAAGAUUGAAGCAGGAAUUGUUUCAUCUUCAGCCACACUAUUGCCCUUCCCCAUCUCGAUACUUUUCCUCGUUCUUGCUCUAUAUGUUUGACACGCCCUGAUGCACUGCAUCCGACAGCCCGGUUCUCGCCAAGCGGCAGGAUGAGGAGCCCGCCCGCAAAUCAAGCAGACAAGAAGCUAUGAGGUCAAUACAAAAGGAAAAUGUGAUGAUUCAGUUUGAAGUUCAGGAACGGUGUUGAUGAUGGUGCUAAUGUAUCUCACAGAACUGCAUCUUGGAGGAAUAUCAGCUGUAUUUUCUGACAGGACACAUUCAAAAUGUCAUGUAAUAAUCUUUGUAUACUUUUAACUUGCAAUUCUUUCAUCAGAAAGCCAUGUUAUACAUUAUCCACCAAGUUCAAAUA